CGGGGGAUGCGUCGGGCUCCCUCUGCCGCUGCGCCUGGGCGCGCGUGAGCAGCCGGCGGCGGCGGCAGCGCCAAGCGGCACCUCUCCAUCUCCUGCGAGCGCCGGGAGCGCAGCCGCCCGUCUUCUAGCCGCCCUGCUGGGCUCCUCCCGCUGCGCUCCCUUUCGCAGAGGUGGCACCGGGCGGGGGAGGACGCUAAGACCCAGAGGCUGCGGAGCAGGGGCGGCGCCAGCAGCCGCAGCAACCGCUCCCCCAGCUCGCCGCCGCCGUCCAGGGUGGCCACUGCUGCUGCUGGCCAGGCCGCCGCCGCCGCCCCCUCUUGGUCGCCCCUCCCCUCCUCCCUCUCCCCCGCGCAGCGGCGCCGGCAGCAGCAGCAGCAGCAGCAGCAGGAGGAGCCGGUCCAGCCGCCGCCGCCGCCGCCCCGAUGGCCUCCCCGCGGACCGUGACCAUCGUGGCCCUCUCGGUGGCGCUGGGGCUCUUCUUCGUCUUCAUGGGCACCAUCAAGCUGACCCCGCGCCUCAGCAAGGACGCCUACAGCGAGAUGAAACGUGCCUACAAGAGCUACGUCCGUGCGCUGCCCAUGCUGAAGAAGAUGGGCGUCAGUUCGAUCCUCCUCCGGAAGAGCAUCGGCACCCUAGAGGUGGCCUGUGGCAUCGUCAUGACCUUGGUCCCCGGCCGUCCCAAGGAUGUGGCCAACUUUGUGCUUCUGCUGCUCGUCCUGGCCGUCCUCUUCUUCCACCAGCUGGUGGGCGACCCACUCAAGCGCUAUGCCCACGCGCUGGUCUUUGGGAUUCUGCUGACCUGCCGCCUGCUGAUCGCCCGCCAGCCCGAGGAGCCGCCGCCGCCGGAGAAGAGGAGCCUGGUGGUGAACGGGGAGGAGCAGCCUCUGCUGACAGAGGCAGCGCCCGAGAAGGGCAAAAUCAAGGUGUCCUAGUGAGGUCCCUUUUGGAGGAACACAGACCCUCGGCUCCACUCUCUCUCCAAAACACCUACAAAGAUUUGUGUUUCUCCCCCCCCCUCUUCUUUUUUUUGGUAAAGGGUUACAUUUUGGAGCAUGGGGGAACCAAAACGUAGUUUGCAGGCUAAACAACAACUUGGCUUGUGCACUCCCAACCUCUCCUGUAUCCUACACACAUGUAGACAUGAGCUAAUUCCAUGAAUCUAGAGGGGAAUAAAUGUACCAUGUGGAGUGUGUGUGUGUGUGUGUGUUGAGUGAAAGACCAGUGACUGAAUGGCUUCACUUGAAUGGCCUCUAGACCAGUCUGUAUUCUUCAGGGGCGAAAGGAGCAGGAGGGUCCCGAUCCUGCACUUGCUCGCUGACCCGCUCUUCUCCCCUCUUUGCCUAGCCUCUAGCACUGGAGCGAUGGACUUGUUUUCCUGCUUCACAUGAGCCACCCGGUGCUUCCUGCCCACCUCUCUGGCAGAGAAGAAAGAAUGCUCUAUUCCCAGUCAUGAGCCCUGCAGCCACCUCUCCCCACCCCUUCACCCCCCAAAUUUGUCUGUGCUGCUGCCAAAAAAUCAGGGACUGCUCACUGUCUGCCUACAAAUAAACCUGCAUUUUUGCCAUAACGUUCGCUCUGACUCUCGAGAGUGACAGGUUACUGUGACUGGGUGAAGCGGCUUGGAGCUAGCAGCAGGGGUCGUUUCCCGUCCCACACGGGGAGUUGCUGAGCCCAGAGACAGGGAGGUCCCUGCUACGAAGUUCUGAACGUGCUGAGCUCGGAGGGGGAACUUGAAGGAAAGGGAUACACUGUCAUGGGAAAUACGACUUUUUCAAAGUGUGUUGCCUUGUUCGGUAUUGUCCAGUUUGCAUUCUCCUCUUCCUUCCCUCCUUUUAUCUUUUUUUGUUUUUUAAUUUAUAAAAAUAAACUUUUUGAAAUUUGGAGGAAAA
Hemicordylus capensis (graceful crag lizard) is the source of this 1889-nucleotide messenger RNA. RefSeq names its product transmembrane protein 35A (gene TMEM35A). The transcript is spliced from 2 exons. Gene Ontology annotation, cellular component: endoplasmic reticulum. Gene Ontology annotation, biological process: positive regulation of protein localization to cell surface; chaperone-mediated protein complex assembly. The record is from RefSeq and is a predicted model, not a curated record. NCBI's taxonomy places the organism in Eukaryota, Metazoa, Chordata, Lepidosauria, Squamata, Cordylidae. Bases 423 to 932 code for a protein of 169 amino acids. Gene Ontology annotation, molecular function: acetylcholine receptor regulator activity.